Parastagonospora nodorum SN15 is the source of this 1476-nucleotide messenger RNA. RefSeq lists its product as hypothetical. Gene Ontology annotation, molecular function: DNA-binding transcription factor activity, RNA polymerase II-specific; RNA polymerase II cis-regulatory region sequence-specific DNA binding; copper ion binding. Bases 1 to 1476 code for a protein of 491 amino acids. Gene Ontology annotation, biological process: intracellular copper ion homeostasis; intracellular iron ion homeostasis; positive regulation of transcription by RNA polymerase II. The transcript has 2 exons. The record is from RefSeq and is a predicted model, not a curated record. Gene Ontology annotation, cellular component: nucleus. NCBI's taxonomy places the organism in Eukaryota, Fungi, Ascomycota, Dothideomycetes, Pleosporales, Phaeosphaeriaceae.
AUGUGGGCGGAAGUGGACGGAGAGCGCAAGAAGGUCGCAUGCUGUGAGCGCGUCGUCAUCAACUACACGAUUCCAAAAUCUUCGGAAUGCGCCUGUCCAUCUGAGCGCGCCCAGCCAGUGGCUGCUGUUACCGGUAACAGCCGCAUCCAAAAGCCUAGGCGAAAAUCCACAGCUGUCAACGCCGCAUCACUCGAGAGAGCUAUUCGAGCAGGUCAAGAUGCCGAGACAGACACGUCGUCCCACACCCAAACGCCAACCGAACGAAGCGGCAGCAAUGAAGCAUCGCCACCCUCUAGUGCGAGCUCCACGCCUCGCCUGUUUCCUGCCCAGAAGGGUAGUUGUUGCCAACCGAAGCCAGCCGAGCAGCCUGUGCAACAAACUGCCCAGCAGGGCGGAUGUUGCAGUAGCAAGGCCAAGACGAUGCAGGAGCCCGUACAGGUAAAGUCUUGUUGCUCAGGGAAGACGGUACAAGCAAAUGCAACACAGAACUCGCAGUUCCAGCCUCACGUUGCCCAAGUUUAUGGACAACAAAUACAGUUCCAGUUGCAGCCUCAAGUGCACAACCCGCAGUAUUCGAACAUGCAACCUCAUGCGUCAGCCCCUGCUUCAUUUCCGUUUGGCUUGGGCGCGCCAAUAUACAACCACGCCGCCGCAGCAUACCAUCAACCAAGCUCAGUGAACAUGGGUCCUAUGUCGCCCCACAUGGCUGGACCACCCGUCGGACAACAUGCACCGGAGCAUAACUGCCACUGCGGAGAGUCGUGUAGCUGCUUUGGAUGCGCAGCACACCCGAACAAUGCUACCAUGAUGGAGUAUGUCCGACUCAUGGCACAGUUCCAGUACACUGGCGGCUUCGGUACCAUGUCGCCACCACUUUACGACAUGCCCACGUAUCCUCAUCAUCCUGGCUUUGGAGCAGAGGCGCAUCAAGGCAUGGGCUUUAACCCUAUGAACCACGGGUUCUCGACGCCCACCCCGACCCAGAUGAGCUUCGUUCCUAACAUGCACAUGGGCUCAAUGUCUGGCACACGCAUGGCGGCAUCAAGCGGAUGGCAGCAACCACCCGUCGCCGCACCUGCAAUGCCCCAGCCACAAUUCUUCGAACCCAGCAGUUAUGUCGUCCCUACACCAACGUCUGAAGCACUGCCCGUAUUGAAGACCGAGGAAUCUGCAGCAUCACCUAUCACAGAAAGCUCCAGUGACGGUAAAGAUGAGGAUACGCCCACACUCUCUCCUUCAUCAUACUUUUGGAACGAGAUGACACUACCUGGAUGCAAUGAUGCUACUGGUACUUGCCAAUGUGGCGAUGGCUGUGAGUGCGUUGGGUGCCUGACCCACGGCGGCCACAACGGUGUGCAACUCGAGGUUCCAGAGAUCAGUGAUGCCAGCACAUUUCCCGACUUCUCGGCCGACGCCGGUGCCCUGCAUCUCGACGACGACCCGAACAACUUCCUGUUCGCCUCGACGCCCUCAUGA